GGCGGGCAUGCGAGCAGCCGGGGGCCCGCACGCCGCCACCCACCUGCCGUCGCGGGCGCCGCCAGCCGGGGCGCCGUGCUCGCCCUUCGCCGAGCGAUGUCCAGGAGGAAACAGAGCAACCCCCGGCAGAUCAAGCGUUCCUUGGGAGAGAUGGAGGACGGCGAGGACGCCGCGGCGGGGGACGCCAGCCCCUUGGCCGGGGAGGGGGCCGCCUCGGACCGCGAGGGCUCCGCCGAGCGCGACGCCCCGAGCCCCGACGGCGAGCUUCGCCGCGACCUGCCCGAGGCUAAAGACGCCCCGGAAAGUCCGAAGGAGCCAGAGAAACAGGAUCCCGGAGAAAACCCUCCGGAGCCGAACUCCUGGAGCGGGCCAGAUGAGCUGGAGCUGGCCGUGCUGGAGGGGCAGAGCCGCGUGCGGGCCCGGCGGAGCCUCCCCCAGGGCUUCUCCUGGGGCCCCUUCCAGGGCAGCGUCCACAGCGAGCCGGCGUCUCCGGGGCAGAACGAGACGAGCCCGCCCGUGACGCUGGUGCUGGGAGACGAGAGCUGCUGGCUGUCCAGGCUGCCCCUCGUGCCCGCAGAGCCCGACGCCAACGCCGUCGUCUACAGCAAGGGCGAAGCCCUGUGGUGCAGGACGACGCGGGCCGUGCGGGAGGACGAGGCGGUGCGCGCCUUCGUCGUGGCCGAGCCCCGGGCCGUCCCCGAGCAGGCGGCGAAAGCGGAGCCCGGCGACUCGCCCUACCCGGCCGCGCUGCGCGCCGACAUCCAGCUGCUGCCGCAGCAGGCCGGCAUGGCGGCCAUCCUGGCCACGGCGGUGGUUAACAAGGACGUCUUCCCUUGCAAGGACUGCGGGAUCUGGUACCGGAGCGAGCGCAACCUGCAAGCGCACCUGAUGUACUACUGCGCGAGCCGCCAGAGCGCCGCCUCGCCCGCCGCCGCCGCCGCCGACGAGAAGCCCAAGGAGACCUACCCCAACGAGCGCGUCUGCCCCUUCCCGCAGUGCAAGAAGAGCUGCCCCAGCGCCAGCUCCCUCGAGAUCCACAUGCGCAGCCACAGCGGGGAGAGGCCGUUCGUCUGCCUGAUCUGCCUGUCCGCCUUCACCACCAAGGCCAACUGCGAGCGUCACCUCAAGGUGCACACGGACACGCUGAACGGCGUCUGCCACAGCUGCGGCUUCAUCUCCACCACGCGGGACAUCCUCUACAGCCACCUGGUCACCAACCACAUGAUCUGCCAGCCGGGCUCCAAGGGCGAGGUGUACUCGCCGGGGCCGCCGAGCCUGCCCGCCGGCAAGCCCCUCGCCCCGGGGCUGAGCCAGCCGAACAACCCGCCGGCGCUCAAGUGCAGCCUGACGGGCUUCCUGGGCGAGGGGCUGCCGGCGCUGGCGCCCCACGGGGCGCUGCGGGGCCCGCCGGCCCCCGCGCCGCCCGCCUCGCCGCCCGCCCCGCCGCCCGCCGCCGACGGGCCUUCCUCCGCCGCCUCCUCCUCCUCGUCCUCCUCCUCCUCCUCGGCGUCCUCUGAGCCCCCGCCGCCCGUCCGCGUCAAGGAGGAGCCCGGCCGGAGCCCGGCCGGCGAAGCGGAGGCGCCCAAAAGCGGCGCCCGAGCGGAGCCGGCCGGCAGCCCCGUCUCGGAGCCGGACGCCGGCUCGCGGACCUCUUCUCCCCGCAGCCCGCGCUCGGGCAAGGUGAAGUCGGAGCUGGCCAGCCCCACGCCGGGCUCCAGCCCGGUGCCCAGCGAGCCGGGCGCGGGCACGGCCGGCGGCACCGUCUUCCUGCCCCACUACCUGUUCGGGCACGAGGCGGCGGUGGUGCCGCAAGCCUCGGAGAUCCUGGCCAAGAUGUCGGAGCUGGUGCACAGCCGGCUGAAGCAGGGCCCCGGCGCGGGGCCGCCCGGGCUCUACGCCGGCGCCCCGGCACCCAAAGGCGCCACGUGCUUCGAGUGCGAGAUCACCUUCAACAACAUCAACAACUACUACGUGCACAAGCGGCUCUACUGCUCCAGCCGCCGCGUGGCCGAGGACGGGCCGCCCGGCGCCCGCAAGCCCAAGGCGCCCGCCGGGGCGGCCCCGGGCGAGGGGCCGGCCGACGGCGAGGGUGGCCGCGCCGGCACGCCGCCGGAGCCCAAGGCGGAGGAGGGCCGUGCCAAAGCGGGCUCGCCGGCGGCGUCGGAAGGGGCGGCGGGGCGCUGCAGCGAGGACAGCCAGAGCCCCGGCAGCUCGGUGGACGAGGGGGACGAGGAUCCCAGCAAGACGCUGUGCCGGGCUUGCAACAUCCGCUUCAGCCGCCACGAGACCUACGCGGUGCACAAGCGCUUCUACUGCGCCUCGCGCCACGACCCGCCGCUCCGCCGCCCCGGCGCCGCCAAGCCGCCCCUGCCGCCCCAGCCCCUCCGCACCCGCAAGCGCCGCAAGCUCUACGAGCUCCACGGGGCGCCCGGCCCCGCGCGCCGCCUGCCCGAGCUCCCGGCCCCCGCGGCGGUGGCAGCGGGCGCCGCGCGCGCCGAGCCGCCGGCGGCCAAGGCGCCGGCGCCGGCCCCGUCGCCCAGCUCCAGCCCGGACGCCGACGGCCCCAUCGACCUGAGCAAGAAGCCGCGGCUGCAGCAAGGCGACGCGGCGGCGCCGCUGCUGCCGCUGGCCGACUACCACGAGUGCACCGCGUGCCGCGUGAGCUUCCACAGCCUCGACGGCUACCUGGCGCACAAGAAGUACUACUGCCCCGCCACGCCGCUGCAGCCCGGCGCCCUGCAGCGCCUGCAGAAGAUCAAGGGCGCCGUGCUGCAGGGCCGCCGCAGCCCCGCCGGCGAGGACGCCAAAGCGGAGGCGGCGCAGCCGCCGGCGAGCCCGGGGCUGCCCGCCGGCAAGGCGCUGGCGCUGCCGCCCGCCUACGCCUGCGCCGCCGGCGGGGACGGCCCGCCGCGGUACCCGCCCGGCGCCAAGGGGCCCCUCUCCGUCUGCCCCUACUGCCCGCUCAACGGGGCCGUCCGCGGCGACCUCGCCGAGCACCUGCGCAGCGCCCACGGGCUCCUGGUGGCCGUGCCGCCGGCGGCCCCCGAGGCGCCGGCGCCCGGCAGGACGCCCGAGCCCCCGCCGCCCGCCCGCCUCCGCCAGGACAGCCUCAACGGCCGGGAGGCCAAGGAGGCGGCGGGCGGCGGCAGCCCGCGGCCCCCCGCCUCGCCGCGGCCCCCCGCCUCGCCGGCCGCCCCCGAGGCGCCCCGCACGGACAAGGGCGUGCAGACGCCGCCGGGCAAAGCCGCGCCGGGCGCCGUGCCCAACGGCAACCCGCGGUACUGCCGCCUCUGCAACAUCAAGUUCAGCAGCCUCUCCACCUUCAUCGCCCACAAGAAGUAUUACUGCUCCUCGCACGCCGCCGAGCACGUCAAAUAACCCCCCCCCCCCCCCGCCGCCGCCGCCGCCGGCGCGGUGCAGCCGGCCGGCGGGCAGAGCCCGGCGCCCGGCCCCGCUGGUUGCGUAUUUAUAGAGGAACCGCGGCCGCGCGGGUUUGCAGCGACGGCGGCCCCCGCGCAGCCCCCCCCAUCUCCCCCCCCCCCCGCCCCGGCCCCUCCGACGGCGCCGCUCUCCGCACCGUGGGGCAGCUGGCGUGGGGGACCCGAGGCACGGCACGGCCCCUUGGCACCCCACGUCUCCUGCUGCCGCGGUUGGUGGGGCGGGGGGGGCCACAUAGACACUACAGGGCCGGGGGGGGGGAUUGGGGGCGCCCCGGGAAGCGCGUGCCUGUCCCUGCACCCUCUCCCCACCCCCAGGCGGUCCCAUGGGUCGGAGCACCCGGCCGUGGGCCGGGCCCUGGAACGAGAGAGCACUGAAGCCGCGAGCGAAGCUGCCCCGGGCGUUGUGUGUAUAAGCGUGUACAGAAAUAAAUAUGUCUAAUAAA
Molecule: messenger RNA, 3883 nt
Organism: Rhea pennata
Lineage: Eukaryota; Metazoa; Chordata; Aves; Rheiformes; Rheidae
Gene: ZFPM1
Product: zinc finger protein, FOG family member 1
Exons: 10
Coding region: 97-3378 (1093 amino acids)
Biological process (GO): megakaryocyte differentiation; negative regulation of transcription by RNA polymerase II; erythrocyte differentiation
Cellular component (GO): nucleus
Molecular function (GO): RNA polymerase II-specific DNA-binding transcription factor binding
Source: RefSeq, a predicted model, not a curated record